AUGGUAGAGCACACGACAGCUAAGAAGAAAGAUGAGGCCUACCAAUCAGAAAUCAGAAUAGUCAGCACUCCUUGCCAGCACUGGAGUCAACGUUCUCUAAAUGACAUAGACAAGGUUCUGUGGACCAGUUGGUGUGUGAUAGGACCAAAGCACAAAUUUUAUUUUGCUGGAGACACAGGCUACUACUCAGGUUUCAAACAAAUCGGCAAACGCUACGGCCCUUUUACAUUAUCAACUAUCCCAAUCGGAGCGUACAAUCCACGGUGGUUUCUAGCUCCUCAACAUGUGGACCCAGAAGAAGCAGUAAAAAUUCACAUGGAUAUCAAAUCUCAGACUUCUAUUGGUAUACACUGGGGGACAUUCAAGCUAUCAAAAGAAUUUUAUCUAGAACCUAGGCAAAAGCUGGCAGAGGAGGUAGAGAAACAAGAUUUGUCUCCCUCUUCAUUCAUAACUGUUCACCAUGGAGAAGUGAUUGUGAUAGGGGGCAGUGAUGAACACUAAAGACAGAAAAACUAAAACCACAUGAACUUAUUCAUUCCAUGUUAUAUUUUAACUACAGCCUGAUUUUUACACACCACUUUUUGUAUUAAUAGAUUAGCUUUUUAAAAAAUGUAUACAAUUUGUCCUCCAUUAAGAGUCUAUUAUUUUAUGAAUUUAAAAAAAAAAUCUUGCAUUUAUUUAAGUAUUGUGAUAGAUAUUAUGUAAAACUUACAAUUGUUUAAUGACCUCCAAACUUGAACCGAUAUUGAUAGUUUUUUUUUACAUUUUCUACCAAUUUAUCAGUAUUAUAUGUAUAUAAAAAAUAAAGAGCUUGUGUAAUGAACACAAUAUUUAUACUAAUUUAUAGUAAUGCAAACUUAAUGUGUAUUGUGUACAACAUUUUUCUAGAUGUUUUUGUACAA
This is a messenger RNA of Physella acuta, 902 nucleotides long. Its product is annotated as N-acyl-phosphatidylethanolamine-hydrolyzing phospholipase D-like. Gene Ontology annotation, biological process: N-acylethanolamine metabolic process; N-acylphosphatidylethanolamine metabolic process. Gene Ontology annotation, cellular component: cytoplasm; membrane-bounded organelle. The record is from RefSeq and is a predicted model, not a curated record. NCBI's taxonomy places the organism in Eukaryota, Metazoa, Mollusca, Gastropoda, Physidae. Gene Ontology annotation, molecular function: N-acylphosphatidylethanolamine-specific phospholipase D activity.